Molecule: messenger RNA, 1098 nt
Organism: Acanthosepion pharaonis
Lineage: Eukaryota; Metazoa; Mollusca; Cephalopoda; Sepiida; Sepiidae
Source: the annotation of a GenBank genome assembly
AUGUAUGUGGCAACUAUCUACUUGCUUCCGGAAAACUUUCUCAAUACAAAAUACAUUACGUUUCUUUCUUUUCCCUUUCGAUUCUUUUUCUUCUUUUUUCUUUCUCUUCAUUUUUAUCUGUUUUUCUUUCUUUUCUUUCUCCUUAUUUCUUUCCUUUAUUCUUUCUCGCCUUUCUGUUUUUACACUUGCUGUUAUUUUUUCUUUCUCUUCAUUUGUUUCCUUUUUCCUUUCUUUCUUUUCUCUUUCUUUCCGUUCCUUUGUCUUUCUCUUGAUUCCUUUACCUUUUCUUUCACUUCAUUCUUUUCCUUUUUUUCAUUCUCUUUAUUUCUUUCCUUUCCCUCUUCAUUCGUUUCCCUUUCUUUCUCUUCAUUUCUUUCCUUUUAUCUUUCUUCUUUUGUCUCUUCUCUUUCGUUAUGCCUUUUAUUGUCAUUUCUUUCCAUCUUCUUUCGCUUCCUGUUUUCUUUUUUCUUUCAUUUUUUUUCUUUCUCUUCAUUUCUUUCCAUUUUUCCGCUUUCUUUUCUCUUUCUCCUCAUUUCCUUCCUUUUUCAUUCUCUUCAUUCAUAUCAUUUUCUUUCAUUUCAUUUCUUCGUUUGUCUUUGCUUUUCUCCUUUUCUUUCUCCUUCAUUUCUUCUUUCUCUUCAUUUCUUUCCAUUUUUCCACUUUCUUUUCUCUUUCUCCUCAUUUCCUUCCUUUUUCAUUCUCUUCAUUCAUAUCAUUUUCUUUCUUUUUUCUUUCAUUUCAUUUCUUCGUUUGUCUUUGCUUUUCUCCUUUUCUUUCUCCUUCAUUUCUUCUUUCUCUUCAUUUCUUUCCAUUUUUCCGCUUUCUUUUCUCUUUCUCCUCAUUUCCUUUCUUUUUCAUUCUCUUCAUUCAUAUCAUUUUCUUUCUGUUCCUUUCUUUCUUUCUUUUUUUUCUUUCUCCUUCAUUUCUCUUUCUCUUCAUUUAUUUCCUUUUUUUCUUUCACUUCAUUUCUUUCCUCUUUCCGUUUACUUCCUCUUUUCUUUCUCUAUAUUUCUUUCUUCUUUUCUUUCAAUUCUUUUUCUUUCUCUUUUUUCUUCUUCCUUUAUUUCUUCCAAUCACUUCUUACGUGAGCAUCGAUAA